This is a messenger RNA of Canariomyces notabilis, 830 nucleotides long. RefSeq lists its product as uncharacterized. The coding region runs from base 291 to 647 and encodes 118 amino acids. The transcript has a single exon. The record is from RefSeq and is a predicted model, not a curated record. Lineage: Eukaryota; Fungi; Ascomycota; Sordariomycetes; Sordariales; Chaetomiaceae.
CUGUGAUAGUUUGCAUACCUACCUACAUAUGCACCAUCGAAGCCCGAGAUCUCGUGCAAUUUAUUCUCAACACUUCAGUUCCAUCCAUGUGAUCUAGACCCGGGAAACCCACCAGCAGAAACAGACGCAUAACCCUAACCCAGCUUUGGUGUUAUGAAGGUCUGAGAGCCACCUACCUAGAGCUAGGUCGACUCGCAACCCCAGGUUUCAGUGUCUUUUCCUACUCACAAACAGUCCUCUAGCCGAGAGGAACCUCAACACAUCCUCCUGUGCUGCAAUCCAUCUCCAUCAUGUCGAGGCUUUUCCGCAGCCAACGUUCUCGGCCGCUGCCCUCUCAAGACCACCACUCUGCUUACUUGUCACUUCUGGAACCUCCUGCUUCGACACAACAACAGCCCAGCAGCGGACGAGCAUGGCACAGACCGUCACCCUCCGACCAUCUCUCAAGGCCAUGGCUGACCGCGGCCGAAAGCCGGAGAUCUUCAACCGGAGAACGGGUGCCGACCCGGAAGCUGGUCAAGGAUAUGAACGGGUCAGGUCGGCCGUCCUUCUCGCUUGAGCUCUCCGAUACCGAUGCCGAGAAGGAGAAGAGUAUCGUGAGGCGGCAAAUUGCUAAGCUGAAGGAGCUCUAUCGGAGAGAGAAGUGAUGGGGGUUACCCCUAACUCCUACCUAGAGCCGUAAGUGGGGGUUGACACUACCCCGCCGGGUCUACAAGGGUCUCGAACUCCUGCCUGGACGAUUUCCAGUCGGUUUCGCUGGAGAGAGUCCUCGCCCUGUCGGUGAAUACCCGAUAUGAUCAUCUGGCAAUGUUCACGCGAAUCGAACGGCG